AUGCAGCGGAAGGUGCUGAGGGAAGUGGCUGAUGCCAUUGCAAGACUGGUAUUUGUCAUCUCUGACAAAUUGGGGGAAGCUGUUGAAGCAUCGGGGCUCAGAAACCAGACCUACUUCACCUUGCAGGCAUUCUCCCACCUCGCUGCUCUUCAGGUCUUCCUCUUAGAGGGAAUUCUUCUGAUGUUCCUAAUUACUCUGACAGGCAACUUUCUCAUCAUUGUAGCUGCAGCCACUGGUCCUGCCUUGCACACCCCCAUGUACUAUUUUCUCAAAAACCUGGCUUUAAUUGACAUUUGCUUUACACUAAACAUAGUGCCCAAGAUGCUUGUGGAUUUGUUGUUGGAGAGAAAGGUCAUCUCCUUUUCUGCCUGUGCCCUACAACUUUACAUUGUCGUAUUCUUCAUCGCUUCUGAGUGUUUCCUCCUGGGUGCCAUGGCAUAUGACCGAUACAUGGCUAUAUGCCAUCCCUUGCAUUACGCCAUAACAAUGAGCAGGAAAGUGUGUAUUCAUAUGGUCACAGCAUGCUGGAUUGCUGCUCCCUCUUACAUACAGAUAAUCCAUACCAUCCUCCAAACGCCAUCUGCCGAAGGAAGACGCAAAGCUUUUUUCACCUGCGUUGCUCACCUGAUGGUGGUGACACUGUUCUGCUGCACAACUGGCUUGAUACGUUUAAAGCCAAAGUCCAAAGUUUCUUGGCAAAGCAGGAAACUGGUGGCUCUUUCUUACACAGUAGUAACUCCUAUGCUGAACCCAAUCAUCUACGGCUUACGAAACAAAGUAAAGCAUGCUCUGAGGAGGACAUUUGGGAGAAGACAACUCUUCAGCAAGGUGCCUCUGCCUAGAUAG
Aptenodytes forsteri (emperor penguin) is the source of this 846-nucleotide messenger RNA. RefSeq names its product olfactory receptor 10A7-like. Gene Ontology annotation, biological process: G protein-coupled receptor signaling pathway. Gene Ontology annotation, molecular function: G protein-coupled receptor activity. The record is from RefSeq and is a predicted model, not a curated record. NCBI's taxonomy places the organism in Eukaryota, Metazoa, Chordata, Aves, Sphenisciformes, Spheniscidae. Gene Ontology annotation, cellular component: membrane.